This is a messenger RNA of Musa acuminata subsp. malaccensis (wild Malaysian banana), 2312 nucleotides long. RefSeq lists its product as uncharacterized. The record is from RefSeq and is a predicted model, not a curated record. NCBI's taxonomy places the organism in Eukaryota, Viridiplantae, Streptophyta, Magnoliopsida, Zingiberales, Musaceae.
AACAGAUCAUAUUCCUCCUUUUUCCCACAAAUCUCGAGUCGCCCUUCGCUGCUCCGCCCGGUUUCCUUUUUUCCUCCCUCUCCCGCACCUUCUUCGAGGGUUCCUCCGUUCUCCUUCGCUUGCCUUCGCAAUGGCGAUCGCCGCCGCGAAGCGGUACUGGCUUCCCCUGGUCUUGUUCGCCCUCGGCUUCUUCUUCCAGCUCGUCGUCCUCCCUCGCUCCUUCCCCCCCUCUCACUACGACGUGCUCGGCUUGAAGAGGAAUGCGUCGAUCGAGGAAGUCGGCGUUGCGUAUGACGAGCUAUCGUCCAAAUUGUUCUCGGAAUCGGACCCUCCAGUCACGACCGAACUCGUUAAGAUUCGUUAUGCAUUUGAGCUUUUGACAAAUCCCUUAGGGAAGAGAGAUUAUGACCUUUUUGGCAUUGAUGAACAGCUGCAUGUCAUUAAUAAAGUUGUGAAUCAAUAUGGUGGAGAGACCUUCUCAAAGAUAGACCUUCCGCUGAUUAAUGCAUCUUUACUGGGUUUGUUCAGUGAUGCACCUAAUAAGUUGACACCUGAGGAGGUCAUUUCUGUAAUUGGGAAAUCAGAGCCAUUGCUCAUACAAGUUUAUUCUCUUGGGAGUCCUCGUUGUGCGCAAUUCAUCGGCGCUUGGAAGAUGAUAGGAAGUUUAUUGGAAGGUGUUGCACAGACUGGCAUGGUGGAACUUGGUGAUGUUCAACUGGCAUCUUACCUUGCAGAGACAAUGUUCACCAAGCAGCCAUAUUUUCGGAAAGGUCUGCCUGCCCUUGUUGCUUUUCCUCCUAAUUGUUCAAAUGCUAAUUGCUAUGUGAGGUAUGAUGGGCAGUUCUCAGUUGAUGCAAUUGUUGACUGGAUGGCAACAGACAUUAUUGGUCUACCUCGCAUUCUUUACCAUUCAAAAGAAUCUUUGGCGAAGUUCAUUGUAACAAGUGGUCGACAUAAGGUCAAAGUCAUUUGCUUCUCAAAAACUGGGGAACGUGCCGCUCCAUUCAUACGCAAGGCUGCCAAAGAUUAUCAGGCGGAAGCAUCUUUUGCAUUUGUUUUGUGGAAAGAACCGGAGUUCUCCCUUUGGUGGAACAUGUUUGGUGUGGAAUCAGCACCUGCUUUUGUAUUUCUGAAGGAUACAUAUUCAAAACCAUUCGUCUACCAUGGAGCUCUGGAAAGUUCACAGUUUCAGAAGAUAAUGGAAGAUUAUAAGCAAAAUGAACUUCCUCAACUAAGGAGUGUAACAUCUAUGGAGCUAGGUUGUGAUGCAAGAGGUUUUUCUCGUGCUGGGAAUGACACUUUAACCUGGUAUUGCCUCGUUCUUGUUGGACGUGCAGGCCGCACAAUGGCUCAGAUGCGUGAGACCAUGUACAGGGUCCGAGAUAUGCUAAUGACUGGUGAUGAUUCAGAUUAUGCCAGAAAGGUCAACGCUUCAGUUCCUAUGGUAGCUGCUACUGCCGUGAAAGAGAAUCGUUUAACAUUUACAUGGCUUGACGGAGAUGUUCAGCUGAAAUAUUGUCAGUUUUUCCUCGAUUCAGAAUUCUACAAAAGUUGUGGCCCCCGAAGGUAUGAAAAUGAUAUUGAUGUGCCUCAAAUAUUCAUUGUACGUUAUUUAAGAAACUCAUCAGAGGACAAUGUGGAGGCCGAUAAGUGGAAACAUUUACGGGACCAGUAUAUGGGAAAAGACGCUAAUGCUGCCUCCCAGCUUAUUGCUAGAUAUACUGGUUCUGAUGAUGUCAAAGAGAUAAUUCAAUGGAUAUCACAUAUUAUAGAGCGUGGUGACACUAGAGAAUACCCAUAUUUUACAUUUACAAGUCCAGAGCUUGUCGCUGAGGAUUCAGUUACAAUCUGGUCGAAAUCACAAGGCAUUCUACCUUCUAGGGAGAGUAUAAAACGCAAAUUAAAAAAACUUUAUUUCUAUAUCAGUGAUUUGGUGACAGAUCCGAGGAUAGGCCCAAGCUUUCUCUUGGGUGCAUGCUUAUCUUUUGCAACCAUUUGGCUGCAAAAGAAUCGGACAAUUCAGUCUGCUACACCAGGUGAUGAUACAACCGACAGUGCAAGAAGGCGCAGCAAUAGAAAGGGGAGGGCAAGAAGCUCAACUCAUGGUGAGCCUUCCUCCAUCACCGAUGAAGAACCCAAGGAUGCCCAUCAGCUGCUAUCAUCAGGUUCCGACUCGGAGUAGCCUUGUAAUUUAUAUUGGAGUGGAGGAGCACGCGGGUAUUUGAAAUUAUCGUGCAAUGGCACAUCACUUUUGAAUAUCUUUAUCGUCAGACUGGAAAGAAGAAAAAGAGAGAAGAGAAGAUUAAAGGUUA